Messenger RNA from Aspergillus fijiensis CBS 313.89, 1051 nucleotides. RefSeq names its product nicotinate-nucleotide diphosphorylase (carboxylating). Gene Ontology annotation, cellular component: cytoplasm. Gene Ontology annotation, biological process: NAD+ biosynthetic process; quinolinate catabolic process. Lineage: Eukaryota; Fungi; Ascomycota; Eurotiomycetes; Eurotiales; Aspergillaceae. Gene Ontology annotation, molecular function: nicotinate-nucleotide diphosphorylase (carboxylating) activity. The coding region runs from base 86 to 1051 and encodes 321 amino acids. The record is from RefSeq and is a predicted model, not a curated record. The transcript is spliced from 3 exons.
UCUGCUUCUUCCACCUUUCCCUCAUCGACAAUACCAUCCCCUACAUACUCAACUCACUUAGACACCAGACUGAACCAAGACACCAAUGGCUGCCAAAUACGGUGAUCUCAGUCAUCUCCUUCCCGGGAACUACAAACGCCUCAUCAGCGCUUGGUUGGAAGAGGACUGUCCCAGCUUCGACUAUGGCGGCUUCGUCGUCGGGGAAUCCGAGGGCGAGGCCCGUCUACUAGGCAAGAGCAAAGGUAUCAUUGCAGGUGUUCCGUUCUUCAAUGAAGUCUUUGCGCAACUUGGAUGCACAGUAGAGUGGCAUCUUCCCGAAGGCUCCCUCACCACCACCUCAUCAGCAUCCACCACCGACCCUAUCAAGACCCACUGCGCCACCGUCCGCGGUCCCAUCCGCAAAAUCCUCCUCGGCGAGCGCGUCGCCCUAAACAUUCUCGCCCGCUGCUCCGGAAUUGCCACCAAGUCCGCCGCCUUGGUCGCCGCCGUCCGCGCCCAGGGCUGGACCGGCACCCUGGCCGGCACCCGCAAGACCACCCCGGGCUUCCGCGUCGUCGAGAAGUACGGCAUCCUGGUGGGCGGCGCUGACCCCCACCGCCAUGACCUGAGCGCCAUGACGAUGCUGAAGGAUAAUCACGUCUGGGCCUGUGCCAACAAUCGGGCCGCGGCGGACGGCGGGGUGCAGGACGGCGGAGCCUCGUCGAUUGCGGCCGCUAUUCCGCGCGCCGUCGACGCCGCCAAGGCCGUCGGGGGCUUCGCGACCAAGGUGGAGGUCGAGGUGCGGGAUCUCGAGGAGGCGAAUGCUGCGAUCGCCGCCGGGGCGGACGUGAUUAUGCUGGACAAUUUCACGCCGGUGGGUGUGCGCGAGGCUGCGAGGCAGCUCAAGUCGGAUUGGGCGGGUAAGCGGAAGUUUUUGAUUGAGGUCAGUGGCGGGUUGACGGAGGAGAAUGCCGCGCUGUAUGCUUGUCCCGACGUCGACAUCUUGUCCACUAGCUCGAUUCAUCAGGGUACCGGCAUCGUGGACUUCUCUUUGAAGGUCUCUUUGCGGUAA